AUGAUCUUAUUCUUAUCUUUGCCUAUUCUUUCUUACAUUUUCUACUUAAAAACACCGCCCCAUUAACGUUUCUCUCUUAUUUUCAUUACCUUUUUUGUCAAUUGUCACCCCUAUAUAUUUGAUUUAGUGGGCAUUUAUCAAAGGAAUUUCUAUUGCUAAUAGCAUUGUAAUUCAACUAAAAAUCAAUUCUUUAGUUCAAUAUAUUUUCUGGGUGCACAGUUUGAAGCAGAGUUUUAAUGGCUCUAAAUUUUCUGUCAACAGUAGAGAUAAGAGCAGUCUCAUUUUUGGAUUCCUCUAAUUCUACUCAACAUCAUAAACUUAAAGGUAAUUUCUCUUGGAAAAGGAAGGACAUACAAACGCUUAGCAGAAAGAUCUGUUGUUCUGCUCAAUCAGCUCAGGCACCACCUCCAGCCUGGCCUGGACGAGCAGUAGUGGAGCCUGGUCGGAAGGCUUGGGAUGGUCCGAAGCCUAUUUCUAUUGUUGGAUCUACUGGUUCUAUUGGUACUCAGACACUAGACAUUGUUGCAGAGAAUCCAGAUAAGUUUAGAAUUGUAGCUCUUGCUGCUGGUUCCAAUGUGACUCUCCUCGCUGACCAGAUCAAGAGGUUUAAACCUGAAUUAGUUGCCGUCAGAAAUGAGGCCUUACUUGGUGAACUCCGAGAAGCUAUAGCUGAUGCUGAGUACAAGCCAGAAAUUAUUCCAGGAGAAGAAGGCGUAGUUGAGGUUGCACGCCACCCAGAUGCUGCUACAGUAGUUACAGGAAUAGUUGGCUGUGCGGGGCUGAAGCCUACAGUGGCUGCAAUAGAAGCAGGCAAAGACAUAGCCUUAGCCAAUAAGGAGACCCUCAUUGCUGGUGGUCCUUUUGUGCUUCCGCUUGCACACAAGCAUAACGUGAAGAUUCUGCCAGCUGAUUCUGAACAUUCUGCUAUAUUUCAGUGUAUCCAAGGAUUAACAGAGGGAUCUCUUAGACGUAUCAUUUUGACUGCAUCUGGUGGAGCAUUCAGGGAUUGGCCUGUCGAGAAACUAAAAGAAGCUAAGGUAGCAGAUGCUUUGAAACAUCCUAAUUGGAGCAUGGGGAAGAAGAUUACGGUGGAUUCUGCCACCUUGUUCAACAAGGGUCUAGAAGUUAUUGAGGCCCAUUACUUGUUCGGGGCUGAAUAUGAUGACAUUGAGAUCGUGAUCCAUCCACAGUCAAUCAUCCAUUCGAUGGUUGAAACACAGGAUUCAUCAGUUCUUGCACAACUGGGUUGGCCUGAUAUGCGAUUGCCUAUAUUGUACACAAUGUCAUGGCCAGAGAGAAUAUACUGCUCUGAGAUAACUUGGCCACGCCUUGAUCUCUGCAAGCUCGGUUCCUUGACAUUUAGAGCUCCUGACAAUGAGAAGUACCCAUCUAUGAAUUUGGCCUAUGCCGCAGGACGUGCUGGAGGCACUAUGACAGGGGUUCUUAGUGCAGCUAAUGAGAAAGCCGUAGAGCUGUUCAUAGACGAGAAGAUAAGCUAUCUAGAUAUCUUCAAGAUUGUAGAGCUAACAUGCGAUAAACAUCGGAACGAGUUGGUGACAUCGCCUUCAUUGGAAGAAAUCGUACAUUAUGACCUGUGGGCACGCGAUUAUGCUGCUAGUUUGCAGACGUCCUCAGGCUUGAGUCCCGUCCCUGUCUAAAACUACCGACAAUUUAUAUCAACCUAUUCAAGUCUAAGAAUUGUGCAUAGUUUCUUUUCUUGCCCUCCUUGCUUAAUUUAUUUCCUUCUUUUAUCUCCUCUCUGUCUUAUUUAGCGAUACAUUUAUCUGCCUGAACAUCUGUAGGGAGAAUAAUUUUAUAAACAGGUCGAAAAGAAUGGUUUUCCAUGUUGGGGAAGAUCGGUGAAUGUAAUCAAGCAUUGUUGGUGGCUCUGGUAUUGAUACAUUUUGUACAAAUAAGUGCACCUUGAAAUACUUGUAAUGCAACAGCGUUGCCGUUGUCAUUUUUCAGAAAAUGUAGAGCUCUAAAGAUAUGUACACAUGAUAUUCUUCUAUGAAAAUGAAUAUAUCUAUUACUAUGUAGUUGUUCAA
Beta vulgaris subsp. vulgaris (sugar beet) is the source of this 2048-nucleotide messenger RNA. RefSeq names its product 1-deoxy-D-xylulose 5-phosphate reductoisomerase, chloroplastic. The coding region runs from base 237 to 1658 and encodes 473 amino acids. The record is from RefSeq and is a predicted model, not a curated record. Gene Ontology annotation, molecular function: manganese ion binding; 1-deoxy-D-xylulose-5-phosphate reductoisomerase activity; protein binding. Lineage: Eukaryota; Viridiplantae; Streptophyta; Magnoliopsida; Caryophyllales; Amaranthaceae. Gene Ontology annotation, biological process: isoprenoid biosynthetic process. The transcript has 12 exons.